This is a messenger RNA of Fundulus heteroclitus (mummichog), 1564 nucleotides long. Its product is annotated as gastrula zinc finger protein XlCGF57.1-like. Gene Ontology annotation, biological process: regulation of transcription by RNA polymerase II. NCBI's taxonomy places the organism in Eukaryota, Metazoa, Chordata, Actinopteri, Cyprinodontiformes, Fundulidae. Bases 238 to 1416 code for a protein of 392 amino acids. The transcript has 2 exons. Gene Ontology annotation, molecular function: RNA polymerase II cis-regulatory region sequence-specific DNA binding; DNA-binding transcription factor activity. The record is from RefSeq and is a predicted model, not a curated record.
AAGAAAACGAAGAAGAAGAAGAAGACCCUCGUAGCAAAGCAGGAGGUGGGAUGGUGUUGUUGUGUAGCUAAAGUUGCUGGUUUGAUGGCGGGUUGUGGUGCUUUAGGGCAACGUGUGAAUGUCUGUGGUGAAAAGGUGUUGGGUUGAGCCCCAGAGAGAGAUUAGCAACGAGCAGAAAGUGCUGCUGAAGAAAGAUUGACGGAGUUGAAAGAAGUCUUGGUGGAGCCGGAGGAAGAGAUGGAGGAUGAGCGCAGACUGCUGGAUUUCAGCCGGAUCCCCCUGAUAAUCUUACAGCGAAUAGGUUCCCAAAAGUAUUAUGUCUGUAAAGAUGAGGGGGUUCAGUCUGAGCUCAGCAACCUAGAGGGAAACUCCACUUUAGAUGAAGAGGAACCAGAACAUGGGCAGAUAAAAGAGGAAACAGAAGAACCAGAACUUAGGCAGAUAAAACAGGAGCAAGAGAUCCCGGAACCUCUGUGGAUGAAGGAGGAGAAAGAGGAACAAGAACAUCAACAGUUUAAAGAGGAAGAGAGGCAACUCUGCAUCAGUCAGGCUGAAAAGCAACUAGUGCUGAAACAGGAGACGGAUGAUAUAUUAAUUGUUCCUUUUAUUGUGCAAAGACUCUCCAAUGAAACAGAACAGAACAGGAACAAACUCAUCUCUCAGCCAUCCCCUGAAUUUGAGAACCUGGAUCAGGAGGAAAACAAUGAAGAACCAGAAAAGAGGAGAGAUGAGCAGGAGGAAAAUGAGAAAACCACGUGGCAGAAUGGCACUGCUGACAUCUCCAAACAAACUUACCACAUGAGAACUCACAACGAUGAGAAACCUUUCUCGUGUCUUACCUGUGGAAGGAGUUACAAUUAUAGAAGAAGUUUAACUUUUCAUCUGAAAACUCACACUGGUGAGAAGCCUUUCACUUGUGAUACCUGUGAAAAAAGUUUUACAAAAAAACAUAAUUUGGCACGUCACAUGAGAACUCACACAGGGGAGAAGCCUUUCUCAUGUGCAAACUGUGGAAAGUGUUUCAGUGAUAGAAGUAGUUUAACUUAUCACAUGAAAACACACACGGGUGAGAAACCUUUUUCAUGUACAACCUGUGAAAAGAGUUACAGUGAUAGAAGUAGUUUAACUUAUCACAUGAGAACUCACACAGGAGAGAAGCCUUUCUCAUGUGUGAUCUGCGGAAAGAGUUACAGUUUUAGAAGUGGUUUAACUUAUCACAUGAGAACCCACACAGGCGAGAAGUGUUUCUUCUGUGGGACCUGUGGAAAAACUUAUUGUCGAAAAAGUGAGUUAACGGUUCACAUGAGAACUCACACUGGUAUGAAACCUUUCUCAUGUGUGACCUGUGGAAAGAGUUACAAUAAAAGAAGUACUUUAAUUUAUCACAUGAAAACUCACACAGCUGAGAAGCCUUAGAAACAAAGUGAGCAAUCUUUGAAACAAAUCUAUGCUAAUGUGUUUUAGGUUGUGUUUUAAGGGAUAUACAAACUUUAAAUUCAAUAAAAUUUUAUUUCUUUAGCGCCAAUUCAUGAAACAUGUCAUCUCAAAGCACUUUCCAAAGUCA